This is a messenger RNA of Aspergillus affinis, 252 nucleotides long. RefSeq lists its product as uncharacterized. NCBI's taxonomy places the organism in Eukaryota, Fungi, Ascomycota, Eurotiomycetes, Eurotiales, Aspergillaceae. The record is from RefSeq and is a predicted model, not a curated record. Bases 1 to 252 code for a protein of 83 amino acids. The transcript is spliced from 2 exons.
AUGAUUGGGAUGUCCGAGUUGGAGGCGUACGUGGCACGUCUUCUCGACGAGGCCGGAGUGCCGAAUUUCAUCUGGGCCGAGCCGGCUCUCUCCAUCAUGGGGGUCGACACCCUCCCCUUUUUCAGUGGUAGGGUAGUCCCCGACGAAUGUAUUGGGAAGGCCGCGCAGGCUCUCGACGCAGCGAAGUUCCCGCCCUGCAAGCAGGGCCGCAAUGGAUGCAGCGUCUUCUGGGAGGCCCGGGCCCAUCCCUAA